Molecule: messenger RNA, 585 nt
Organism: Fragaria vesca subsp. vesca
Lineage: Eukaryota; Viridiplantae; Streptophyta; Magnoliopsida; Rosales; Rosaceae
Product: protein SCAR2-like
Exons: 6
Coding region: 235-531 (98 amino acids)
Biological process (GO): actin cytoskeleton organization; positive regulation of Arp2/3 complex-mediated actin nucleation
Cellular component (GO): cytoskeleton
Molecular function (GO): protein kinase A regulatory subunit binding; Arp2/3 complex binding
Source: RefSeq, a predicted model, not a curated record
GGAUCGUGAAGCUUGGAACACUGUGUUAGGGUUGACAAAGGUGAAGUUGUGGUGGUGGAAGAGAAACCUAGAAGGCAUGCCGUGAAGACCAACAAUAACUAUAUUUACUCUAUACCAAAACGCGUACAGCCCCUAUCACUGUUCAUAUGGACCCCCCGGAACUUACAUGUUCGUCCCGUUUAUUCACAGGAAGAGAUAGAGACGGAUGAGAAAGUGAAAGAGAACCGAUUGAGAAUGACGAUUGCUUCCGGAGACAGUUUGCACCUAGAAAGCUUCUACGAUUCGUUAACUUCAGUUGAUAGGUUUGCUGCUGAAACAUUUCAUGAUUUGCAUGAAGAAGUGAUGGCAACAGCUACAAGAGGCCAUGGUCUAAUGGUUCGCGUCCAACAGCUUGAAGCAGAUUUUCCUACAAUUGAGGAGGCACUUUUAUUACAGACUAAUCAUUCAUCAUUCUUUUCAAAUUCAGGUUGCAAUAGAGUUUUUGGAAUGACUUCGAGUUGUAGAAGUAUUUGCGCAGGUAAGUGCUCUUAGGCAAGCUGUAUAAUUGGGAGUUAUAUAUUGGAGUAGAUAGUUGUUCAGGUUGUG